Molecule: messenger RNA, 1580 nt
Organism: Nicotiana attenuata
Lineage: Eukaryota; Viridiplantae; Streptophyta; Magnoliopsida; Solanales; Solanaceae
Product: serpin-ZX-like
Exons: 2
Coding region: 238-1320 (360 amino acids)
Molecular function (GO): serine-type endopeptidase inhibitor activity
Source: RefSeq, a predicted model, not a curated record
UCCCUAAUUUUUAUGGCUAACUACUCAUAUAUAAGGUAAUGUACAAUUGAGUUACUUUUCCUCCAAGAAAAGGAUAAAAAAAAAAUCUAAUUAUGAUCGAACACUAUUAACACAAACCUAAUUAAAGUAGGCUAGCAACUUGUAUGUCAAGAAUCCGAUUAUCUCAAAAGACAUAAAAAAGAAAAACCCGAGCAUCUCCAAGUUUUUACUCACCAAGAAUAUAGUAUUUUUGACAAUAUGGAUUUCUAUAGAUCAAUCUUAAAGCAAACGGAUGUUUCUUUGAUGCUUGCAAAACAUGUCUUCUUCAGCAAACUUCGUCAGCCCAAUGCCAACAUGGUAUUAUCCCCACUCUCUAUUCAAAAAGUUCUUGGUAUGAUUGCUGCUGGCUCAAAAGGUCGUUCAUUGGACCAACUGUUGUCUUUUCUCAAGUUCAACUCCAUUGAAGAACUUAACUAUGUUUCUUCUCGGGUCAUCACUGAUAUCUUUGCCGAUGGCAGCCCCUAUGGAGGUCCUCGUUUGUCCGUUGCUCAUGGCGUUUGGAUUGACAAAACUCUCUCUUUUAAGCCUUCUUUCAAACAGAUUAUGGACAAUGUUUAUAAGGCUGGUUACAGUUCUGUUGAUUUUCUGCACAAGGCUGAUGAGGCUCGUGCUGAAGUCAAUAAGUGGACUGAAGAGAAAACAAAUUGUCUCAUCAAAGAGAUUCUUCCUCCCGGUGCAGUCGACUACAGAACAUCGCUCAUCUUGGCCAAUGCAUUAUAUUUCAAAGGAGCAUGGUAUGAGAAGUUCAAUGCUUCAGAUACAAAAGACGAUGAGUUCCAUCUCCUCAACGAAGGAUCUGUUCAAGCGCCCUUCAUGACCAGCCAAAAGAAGCAAUACUUUGAUGGUUUUAAAGUAUUAAAGCUUCCUUAUGAACAAGGCUAUGAUCGAAAGCGAUGUUUCAGUAUGUAUUUAUUUCUUCCAAAUGCCCGCGAUGGAUUACCAGCUUUACUGGACAAAAUUAGUUCGGAACCUGGAUUCUUAAAUCAACAUAUUCCAUUAGACAGAGUUAAAGUGGGCAAAUUUCUUGUCCCUAAGUUCAAGAUAUGUUUUGGGAUUGAAGCUUCAGAGGUUCUAAAAGGAGUUGGUGUUACAGCACCUUUUAUUAGUGGUCUCACUGAAAUGGUGGAUUACGAUCAAGACUUGUUUGUUGAUAAAGUUUUCCACAAGUCCUUUAUUGAGGUAAAUGAAGAGGGAACGGAAGCUGCAGCUGCAACUGCUGCUAUGAUUAAUAAGGGAAGGACGGCAAGAAAGGAGGUAGACUUUGUUUCUCUUUCUGAUUAGAGAAGAUUCUGAUUAGAGAAGACUUUGUUUCACUUUUAAUUUUACUAAACGCGUAGAUAAGCCAAAAAGUGCUUAUAAGCCAGUUUGACCAGCUUAUAAGCUUAGCCAAACACCCUCUAAGUCUACCCUUCUACCAUAUGAAAUUACUCACUCAAUUUUAUCUUCCGUUAUACUAUUAGGUUCAUUCAUAACCUUGUUGUUUAUAAAUCUUCUAGUAUUUGUCCUUGCUAUUAAUGAAGUUCCUGCGUGAAUUGUGUGGA